ACUCUCUGCUUAUCACUUAGUGUGUAGCCAUGACUGCUGAGGUUACUGCUCAAGAAGAGACCCAAGAAUGUUGCUGCUGCAAAAGAAGAAGAAGAAGAGAAGGUUCUUGAAGUGGAAGAAUCCAAGGCAGAAACAAUGGGGAAGAGCUCAUCCUACAGGGAAGAGAGCAACUUCCUCUCUGAUCUCAAAGAGUUUGAGAGAAAAGCCUUGAAUGAGCUCAAGGCUAAGCUUGAGGAAGCUAUCUUGGGACACAACCUCUUUGAUGAAAAGACAGAAGAGUCAAAGAAGAUGAAUGAAGCUACUGAAGAGGAUAAUAAGAAGGAAGAAGAAGUUAAAAAGCAAGGUGCUGAUGAGGAAGGUGAGGAACCAUUGAAGGAACAAGAGGAGAAGAAAAGUGAAGAAGAGGAGAAAAGUGUUGAAGUGGAGAAGGAUGUGUCUCUUUGGGGGGUACCCGUUUUGCCAAGCAAAGGAGAGGAAGGGACUGAUGUAGUUCUUCUCAAGUUCCUGAGGGCUAGGGAGUUCAAGGUCAGUGAUGCAUUUGAGAUGCUGAAGAAGACCCUGAAAUGGAGGAAAGAAUCCAGCAUUGAUUCUGUUGUGGAUGAGGAUUUUGGACCUGGGUUGGGUUCUGCAGCAUGCAUGAGUGGUGUUGAUCGUGAAGGGCACCCAGUGUGCUACAACAUCUAUGGUGUGUUUGAUAAUGAGGAGCUUUACCAGAAGAGCUUUGGAUCGGAGGAGAAGCGCAUCGAGUUCUUGAGGUGGAGGUGCCAGAUGAUGGAGAAGGGUAUUCAGAAGCUCAAUUUCAAGCCAGGUGGUGUCACUUCCUUGCUUCAAGUCAAUGACCUUAAGAACUCCCCUGGACCCUCCAAGAAAGAGCUCAGAAUUGCAGUAAAGCAAGUUGUUUCACUUUUGCAGGAUAAUUACCCUGAAUUGGUGGCCAAACAUAUUUUCAUCAAUGUUCCUUUUUGGUACUAUGCUGUAAGUGCACUUUUAUCUCCUUUCUUGACCCAAAGAACAAAGAGAAAAUUUGUGGUUGCUCGCCCUGCUAAGGUCACUGAAACACUUAUCAAAUACAUUCCAAUUGAGGAGAUCCCAGUUCAAUAUGGUGGUUUCAAGAGGGAAGAUGACACAGAGUUCUGUUCAGAAGAUGGUGCUGUUUCAGAACUCACUCUCAAGGCUGCAUCAACUGCAACUAUUGAGAUUCCUACAUUGGAGGUUGGGAACACAUUGUGUUGGGAUGUGACAGUGCUGGGUUGGGAAGUGAGUUACAAGGAAGAAUUUGUUCCUUCAGAUGAGGGUUCAUACACAAUCAUUGUUCAGAAAGGGAAGAAAAUGGGUUCACAAGAAGGGCCUGUUAGGAACACUUUUAGGAACAAUGAAGCAGGGAAAGUUGUGCUCACCAUAGACAACACAUCAAACAAGAAGAAGAGGGUUUGGUACCGAUACAAGACUAUCAACAACACUUUUUGAGGAUUCAUACAUUCACUUCAGAUGUUCCUAAGUUCCUUUUUUAUGUGUGUGUGUGGACAGAAACAACAGGGCUUUAUUCUUUUAUCAUUAUUCAUUAGUGUUGGCUAAUAAGAGAAUCAGAAUCAUUAUUCAUUCUUUUUUAGAGUCAAA
This is a messenger RNA of Arachis ipaensis, 1617 nucleotides long. NCBI's taxonomy places the organism in Eukaryota, Viridiplantae, Streptophyta, Magnoliopsida, Fabales, Fabaceae. The record is from RefSeq and is a predicted model, not a curated record.